AUGUAUCCCGUAGCAUUUUUUUACGGGAGAGACUUACCCAGGAGCCCCACUCGUAGAAAACAACCGAAGACGUUCGCGUUCGACCACUGCUUCUACUCGCUGGACUCGGCGCUCCCCAACUUCGCGUCCCAGAAGACGGUCUUCGAAUGCCUCGGGCGGGACAUCCUCGACAACGCCUUCGACGGCUACAACGCCUGCAUCUUCGCCUACGGGCAGACAGGUUCCGGCAAGUCUUACACGAUGAUGGGUUCGCCGGGCGCAGACGAGGGCGGCAUCAUACCGCGCCUCUGCGACGCACUCUUCGAGAGGAUCGCCAAGCAACAAUCGCCACCCGCACUCACGUAUAAGGUGGAGGUGUCGUACAUGGAGAUCUACAACGAGCGGGUGCACGACCUGCUAGAUCCGGAGACGACGCGGCGAUCGCUGCGCGUGAGGGAGCACGCCGUGCUCGGGCCAUACGUCGACGGGCUGUCGCAGCUGGCCGUCACCUCGUUCCAGGACAUCGACAACUUGAUGACGGAGGGCAACAAGUCGCGCACCGUCGCCGCGACGAACAUGAACAGCGAGUCGUCUCGCUCGCACGCGGUGUUCAGCGUGGUGCUGACGCAGACGCUGUGCGACGCCGCCACUGGGGUGACGGGCGAGAAGGUGGCGCGGCUGUCGUUGGUGGACCUCGCCGGCUCCGAGAGGGCGGUGAAGACGGGCGCGGUGGGCGACAGGCUCAAGGAGGGCUCCAACAUCAACAAAUCGUUAACAACGUUGGGCCUCGUAAUAUCCAAGCUCGCAGAUCAAUCGUCGGGUAAGAACAACAAGGACAAAUUCGUGCCGUACAGAGAUUCCGUGCUAACGUGGUUGCUGAAGGACAACCUCGGCGGCAAUAGCAAAACUGUUAUGGUUGCUACUCUGUCGCCGGCGGCGGACAACUACGAGGAGACGCUUUCGACUCUACGUUACGCCGACCGCGCCAAGCGGAUCGUCAACCACGCGGUGGUCAACGAGGAUCCCAAUGCGCGAAUCAUCCGCGAGCUACGACAGGAGGUUGAGGCUCUCAAGGAGAUGCUCAAGCACGCCACGGGUUCGCCCGUUGGCGAAGAUGUACACGAACAGCUGGCUCAGAGCGAACACCUGAUGAAAGAAAUGUCGAGGACAUGGGAAGAGAAACUUGUGGAAACCGGUCGAAUACAAAGCGAGAGGCAGCAUGCUUUAGAGAAGAUGGGUAUCAGCGUGCAGGCGAGCGGAAUCAAAGUGGAGAAGAACAAGUACUAUCUCGUCAAUCUCAACGCAGACCCGUCCCUCAACGAGCUCCUUGUGUACUACUUGAAGGAGCGGACCCUGGUGGGCGCGGACAGCUCGGCCGACAUCCAGCUGUCGGGGCUGGGCAUCCAGCCGCAGCACUGCGAGCUGCGGCUGGAGGGCGGCGUGCUGCACAUGCGCCCCCUGGCGGGCGCGCGCUGCUUCGUCAACGGCGCCCCCGUCGCCGACGAGGUGCGCCUCGGCCACGCGGACCGCAUCCUCUGGGGCAACCACCACUUCUUCAGGGUCAACUGCCCCAAGGGCACAGCGGCGGCGGCGUCGGAACCGCAAACGCCGGCGCAGCCGAUCGACUACAACUUCGCUCGCGACGAGAUCAUGCUGAACGAGUUGAGCAACGACCCCAUACAGACAGCCAUCUCGAGGCUCGAGCGGCAGCACGAGGAGGACAAGCAGGUCGCGCUGGAGAAACAGAGACAGGAGUACGAGCGUCAGUUCCAGCAGCUCAGAAAUAUCCUGUCACCUACCACGCCAUAUCCGCCGUAUUCGUACGAUCCCUUAAAACUGGGCAAGAUGGCGGCGUGCACGCCCACGACGGCGGCGCGCGUGGAGCGCUGGGCGGCGGAGCGCGACGACACGUUCAAGCGGUCGCUGGGCCGGCUCAAGGCGGACAUCCUGCGCGCGAACGCGCUCGUGCAGGAGGCCAACUUCCUCGCGGAGGAGAUGCGCCGCAACACGCGCUUCAGCGUCACGCUGCAGAUACCGCCGCAGAACCUCUCGCCCAACAGGAAGCGCGGCGCCUUCGUGUCGGAGCCGGCCAUAAUGGUGCGGCGGCCGGGGCGCGGCGGCCAGGUGUGGUCCAUGGAGAAGCUCGACAACAAGCUGGUGGACAUGCGCGACAUGUACGACGAGUGGAGGCGCCGCCAGCAGAGCGGGGACGCGCUGCCAGAAGAGGAGCCAGAGCAUAUAGACGCGGAGUCACCAACGGAGCCGGCUGAGAAGGCCUUGGACCCGUUCUAUGAGUCCCAGGAGAACCACAACUUGAUCGGCGUGGCUAACAUCUUCCUGGAGGCGCUCUUUCAUGACGUCACACUGGAUUAUCACACGCCCAUCAUCAGCCAGCAGGGAGAGGUAGCUGGAAGGCUGCAGGUGGAGAUAAGCCGCGUGUCGGGCCAGUUCCCGCAGGACAGGAUCUGCGAGGCGGCCUCCGACAGCUCGGGGGACAUGCGCGACGAGGACGAGCCCCUGGACCCUGCUUCGCAACAGGUGACGAUCCGCGUGGCGAUCAAGCAGGCGACCGGGCUGCCGCCGUCGCUGUCGCACUUCGGUGUUCUGCCAGUACUCGCUGUGGGGCGCGGGCGGCGGCGGCGAGCCGGUGGUGGUGGCGCCGCUGGUGAGCGCGGACGCGGCGCCCCCCGCGCCCCCCCCCAGCCGCCCGCCCCGCACGGGCCCUCCUCGCCGCGUGGCCCGCCCCACCACCUCUCCGUGCGCUUCGACCACCGCCGCGACUUCAGGCUGCCGCUCACCGAGGAGUUCGUCGAGCACUGCGCCGAGGGCGCCCUCUCGAUCGAGGUGUGGGGCCACCGCUCGGCGGGGUUCAGCCGCGCGCGCGGCAACUGGGAGGUGGAGCAGCGGCAGCUGGCCAAGGCGCGCUCCCUCGCCGACCGCUGGGCGGAGCUCACGCGCAAGAUCCAGCUCUGGGUCGAGAUCCACGAGCUCAACGACAACGGCGAGUACGCGCCCGUGGAGGUGACGCAGCGCAGCGACAUGGUGACAGGCGGCGUGUACCAACUGCGGCAGGGGCAGCAGCGGAGAGUGGCGGUGCGGGUGCGCCCCGCACAGAAUUCGGGCACGCUGCCCAUUAUAUGCCAGCAUAUUGUCAGCGUAGAGGUCGGCUCCGUCACCGUCAGAUCGCGCCUCCAGAAGCCGCUGGACUCGUACCAGGAGGAGGACCUGGCCGUGCUGCGGGAGCGCUGGAGCGAGGCCCUAGCCCGUCGGAGGCAACACCUGCACGCCCAGCUGCAGAAACUAGUCAAUAUGUCGCCGUCCAUGAAAAGCGAACGCGACAUGGAGAGAGAGCAGUCACUCGUCGAGCAAUGGGUCUCGUUGACAGAAGAACGGAACGCUGUUUUGGUUCCCAGUCCUGGAAGUCCCAUACCAGGAGCACCAGCUGCCUGGAGCCCGCCCCCCGGCAUGGAACAGCACAUACCAGUUCUAUUUUUGGAUUUAAAUGCGGACGACCUGAGCACGCACCCGUCCGGCGAGGAGGUGACGGUGGCGGGGCUGCACUCGAUCCUGCCCAAGGAGCACGGCAACCGCUUCUACGAGCUGCACCUGCUGCAUCACCACGACAAGGACGUGGCCGCCGUCGCCUCCUGGGACUCCUCCAUACACGACUCGCAGUACCUCAACCGCAUCACCGAGCCAAACGAACGCGUGUACCUGAUAUUAAAAACGACCGUGAGACUGUCGCACCCCGCCCCAAUGGAUCUCAUACUUAGGAAACGGCUAGCGCUGAACAUCUACAAACGUCAGAGUCUCACAGACAGGAUACGCAAGAAAAUUGUAAGGACCGACCAGCUGACGCAGACGGGCGUCACGUACGAGGUGGUGUCGAACAUCCCCAAGGCCUCCGAGGAGUUGGAGGAGCGCGAGAGUCUGGCGCAGAUCGCCGCCACCGGCGAGGAGGCGAGCGCCGCCGACGGCGAGACGUACAUUGAGAAGUACACACGCGGCGUGAGCGCGGUCGAGAGCAUCCUGACCCUGGACCGGCUGCGGCAGAGCGUGGCCGUGCGCGAGCUGGAGCAGGCGCGCGGCCAGCCGGUCACCAUGCGCAAGACCGCCUCCGUGCCCAACUUCUCGCAGUUAGUACGCCGUACAUUCCCUUGGCUCCUGGGCGACCCAAGCCCCGAGAGCGGGCCACCGGGCGAUGAGCGUCCCUUUAGUAUUGACAUCUGCGGAGGCGAUCUGACCCAGGCGCCCGAGGUCUGCAACAAGGGCGGCACGAACAUCAUGCGGCUGGACGCGUCGCUCGAGUCGCUGAGCGGGCUCGGCGGCGCGCGCUCCGGCAGCGUGGCCGACCUGGCGGAGGAGCCGCGGCGCCGGGCGCACCGGCACUCGUACGCGGCGCCCGCCCACUGCGAGCCGGACCCGUGCACGCCGCCCAAGCCCUUCGGACUCGGUGAGUACGCGUGCGCGCCGAGCAUCGAGCUCGGGGCGCUGAGCUGCGAGCUCAGUGCCGCCGUCGUCGGAUUGACUCGGCCAACGUUCCUAAACUUGAAUUUGAACCUGAACUCACUGCGACUGCAGACGCCGAACAAGUCGUCCCCGGCGAGCGGCAAGCUGGGAUUGCGAAUGACGACCCUUCACGAGGAACCGGGAAGGAGGAACGAUGACGACUCCCAUUCGGAGCCGGAGUCGGCGCCCACCGACGGGAUAUCAACGCCCCGAUCACACCGCACACGUGGUCGUGGUGCUUCGCGCGGCUUCCUGCCCACAUCCAAGACCUUGGACUCUUUACACGAGCUGGCCUGCGAACGCGCACCAAACAAGAACUCACCAUCCCUAUCAUCCAGUGGUUACGGCUCCCAGGCCGUCUCCUCUACCAACCUGAGCAACGACGACACGCUCUCCAUCCGGAGCAUGUCCGCCGACGACACGCCCGACUUCGACCGCACGUUGGACUACGCUCAGUUCGCGCGCACCAGGUCGACCGUGCUCGGCCUGAGGAGCGAGAUCACCGAGCUCAAGAACGACAUCACCGAGCUCAAGAACGACAUCGUCGACUCGAAGAACGAGCUGAGCGAGGCAACGAACGACGCGUCGUUCGGAGCCAAGGCCGGCACUCCGGCCCUCACGCCCGGUUCUAGGAGCCGCGUCAACCCGUUCCUGAGGGACUGCGAGGGCGCCACUGAGCACGCCCGCGAAGGCCAACUGGUCGACCCCCUCGGCGCUAUACCGGUGGAGACCCACCCUAUGUCGACCAGCCCCACGGCCAAGAGCGCCCCGGUGGAGAGCGCCAAGGUCAACGGCGACGCUUCCCACGACACCACGUUCGGCGAUGCGGAAGCGGAGGCGGAGGCGGAAUCGACCAGUUCGGAGCCGUCGAGUCGUGACGUCAGCGGUGAGGCGUCCUCCGUUGGUGACAGCGAUUCCACUGGCAACGACGCCCCCGUGGCCACGCAUCUGCCAGCCGGGAAGGUGGUGCGCAGGCGAGCGGGCGCGUCGGCCCGCGCGGCGUCGCGCGCCUCCUUCCCCGCCGCGCGCCCCCGCUCCGGCGCCGAGCACUCGCGCGCCCUCUACGACACGCCCGCCUCCUCCAGCGAGCGCAUAGGCGACGAGGAGUCUUCUGAGAACGGCAAAGCGUUCGCGGUGCCGGAGUGGCUGUCGCUGGGCGAGAGCGUGCAGCUGCGCCUCAGCUCUGGCACCGGCGUGGUGGCCUACGUGGGGCCCACGCACUUCGCGCACGGCCUCUGGGUCGGCGUCGAGCUCGACGCGCCCAUCGGCAAGAACGACGGCUCUGUGGGCGGCACCCGGUACUUCGCGUGCCGGCCGCGGCACGGCAUCUUCGUGCGGCCCGACAAGCUGGCGCACGACCGGCGCGGCAGGAGCGCGCGCGCGUACCGCGACGCCGAGCUGCGGCGCGCGCACAGCAAGGGCGAGGGCCUGCAUAACCUGCACCGGUCCAGGAGCCGCGGCGACAGCAUAAACGCCGUCGGCACGAAAACUCGGAGGUUGACAUCAGUUGACCUUAUUCGGAGCGAGUGUCGUCUGGCCGUCGCGCGGUCGAAGGGUGGCGCGCCUUUUGCCUGGCACUGCUCCUACCUCUUACGAGAGGAGACAUCUUUCCAUAAUGACAUCGCAUUCGAAUUGCGUGACUUGCUACCAGCGAACACAAAGAAAAGUCCGUACCCUUUCUUCGGAGCCUUCAAUAAGCCCUCGGCAGUUGGAGCGGCUGCUUGGAAGCGAUCCACGGACCUGCAAAAUGAGUUCAUACAUAAGACUUCAUUAAAGAUGGAUCAACCGGGACCAUCGUCGUCUAACCAGGAUCCUCGCUUUGAUUUCAUUGGCUCUUAUGCAGUGAAAUCACUCAAGCUCAAACCCGAGAAAUGGAUGCGGCUAGUGAGCGUCGAGGAGCACAGGUCAAUAUUAAAGGAAUUUGUCGACAAGCCAUUCCCGGUUCUUCUUGUAGUGGUACUGACGCAUUCAGCUCAGCUAGUACCCGUUAUUUCAUUCCCAUGUUAUUUAAAAAACAAAGCCGUUUAUUAUAUUAAAAAGAAGCCAGAUGUCGUACCGAAGGAGAACUGCGCUGAUAUGGUAAUUUUUGGUGAUCUAGCGCCGAGAUUGAUUGAUGAACUAGCGUCGUUAGUGGACGAAGUAUUUGUCCCCUUAUUAUCCAAUCCCUUAAAUCACGAAGGAUGGCCGUUGGUUGUUUCAAAAGACAUUCUGAAACAAAUACACAAUCUUAAAAGCACGGUUUACGAGGUCAAAGGUAAGGUUAACGGUCAAACGGUCCUCCCAAUGCCGGUGGGCGUGGAGUUGGUCCACGAUGCGGAAAAGGAAAUAUUAAAAGGAAAAGAAGUUGACCUAUAUUUGAAGAGUGCCAUUGAAGGAGUUGUGAUUAAAUGGGCUCAACAAAUCAAUGAUGUGAUGAUGGAGGACUCGUCGCAAGCUUUUGAUAAUGGGCAGAACCCGCUACCUAACGACCUAUUCACUGAGCAGUCUAACCGAUUGCAAAAAUACGGACACAUGGAAGUUGAUGCAUUCAUGCCACCAAUAGCGGGAGGCCUUCUGUUCAUGAAUAUGCUGGCUGCAAGGAUAACCAAGCCUGUAGCUAGCUUUCGCAAUUUGCCGCACCCGCAGUAUAGAAUAAAUCUCGGAAUAACUAUUGAUUGGUAUAAUCAAAUAAGAAAGGAUAGUCAGAAAGUUGAAUUUGAUUUGGUUGAAGACGAAAUAAUAGCUAUAGAUGAAAGAAUUGACAUGGCCCAAAACAAGCUCAAUUGGAAUUCUCAAGAUCUAUGGAACUAUUUGGAGGAAUUACAUAAAUUGGUGGGAAAUUUAUACCAACGAAUGUCAAAAAUACAAGACAAUCUAAAAGAAAUCAAAUCGGUUAUGAAAGUAUGGGCCUUGCAGCCGUUAUUUGAAAGAAAAGAAGAAAAAAAGGUAGACAUACGACCAUUCAGACAGGCGUUAUUAAAUACUGUUAGAAAAUGGGGUAACAUGUAUAAAGAACACUUGGUUAAUAAUGUGAUUUCCAGUCUUAGCGAUCUAGGCAAUUUCAUCAGACAAGCUGAUGAAGGUUUGUUACAACCUGUGCCUGAAGGUGAUUACGAGGCUUUAGUCACAGUAAUGGGAUAUUUGAUGAACGUAAAGGAUAGGACGAUGAAUACAGAUGAAAUGUUCCAACCUUUGACCGAAACUAUUGAACUACUUAAAUUUUACGACAUGGAUAUACCAGAAGAAGUCAACGUUCUUUUACAAGAAUUACCUGAACAGUGGCAAGCCACCAAGAAAUUAGCUUUAACUGUGAAACAACAAGUUGCACCACUACAAGCAGCUGAAGUGGCUUGUAUAAGAAAAAAGAUAACGAUGUUUGAUGUUCAACUUCAAAACCUUAUAACAUCAAAAUUCAUUGCACAUUUUUUGGAAGAGGUAUCGAGUUGGCAACAAAAGCUUUCAAUCGCUGACCAAGUUAUAACGGUAUGGUUCGAAGUACAAAGGACUUGGUCGCAUUUAGAGAGUAUUUUCAUGAGCUCCGAAGAUAUCAGAAAACAACUUCCCGAAGAUUCAACUAGAUUCGAUAGAAUUGAUGCCGAGUUUAAGAUUCUUUCAAAAGACAUGGCAAAAAUUCCUAAUGUCGUGAAGGCGACUAACAAAAAAGGAUUAGUUGAGAAAUUAGAUGGCUUACAAAAGGAUUUAAUUAUCUGUGAAAAAGCUUUAGCUGAAUAUUUGGAAACAAAGAGAUUGGCCUUUCCGAGAUUUUAUUUUGUCUCCUCAGCGGACUUGUUGGAUAUCUUGUCAAAUGGAAAUCAAGCUGAGUUGGUGAUUAGACAUUUAACGAAGCUUUUCGACUCCAUCGCAAAGCUCAAAUUUAUUGAAAGUGAUAAACCAGCAGAGAAAGUUGCAGCAGGCAUGAUUGCUAAAGAUGGUGAAUAUGUUCCAUUUCAUGGAUCUUGUGACUGCACUGGACCUGUUGAAAUUUGGUUAAAUAGACUACAAGCUAUAAUGAGAUCAACAAUUCGUCACUACUUCGAAUUCACAAAAUGGUGGGUCAACGAGUUUAAAACUGUAAAAUUUCCACAAGGCGGAACCGUAUUUGAUUACUAUAUUGAUUCUGAAACAAAACAGUUUACACCAUGGACCGAAAAGAUUACGAAGUUUGAAUUGGAUUCAGAUAUUCCACUGCAGGCAGUGCUUGUCCCUACUGCUGAAACCAUAAGGAUUAGAUACUUUUUGGAUUUACUGAUGAAAAAUAGACAUCCAGUAAUGUUAGUCGGCGGUGCAGGCUGCGGUAAAACUGUUUUGGUCAAUGAAAAAUUGCAAAGCCUAUCUGAAGCGUACGCUAUUCAAUCCGUACCUUUUAAUUUUUACACUUCAUCAGAAAUGCUACAGAAGGUGUUAGAGAAACCAUUGGAGAAGAAGGCUGGUAGAAACUUUGGCCCGCCUGGAAAUAAAACUCUGAUAUACUUCAUAGAUGAUAUGAAUAUGCCAGAAGUCGACACGUAUGGAACGGACAUAGACGAAGGUGUCGUGUUUGAACGCCCCAAUAUUUACUGUCACUUCGCUGGUGGUAUCGGCGAGCCUAAAUAUAUGCCUAUUUCCUCAUGGGACCAGCUUAACAAAUUGUUGACGGAAGCGAUGGCUAGUUACAACGACCUCAUUGCCGCCAUGAAUCUUGUGUUGUUCGAAGACGCUAUGAUGCAUAUAUGCAGGAUUAGCCGGAUCCUCGAAAGUCCACGGGGCAGUGCCUUAUUGGUUGGUGUUGGAGGAUCUGACGCCCAAGUAGCAAACGAGCAGUUUCUGGUUCUGAUUAACGAUUUAUUAGCAUCAGGAGAAGUUGCUGAUCUAUUCCCAGAUGAUGAAAUAGAGAAUAUAAUUGGUGGAGUGAGAAAUGAGGUAGAUGAGCUAAAAGCCAAACUAGCAAUCCAAGAAAUCGAGUUGCAACAAAAGAACGAAGCUGCUGAUAAGCUAAUAGAAAUGGUGGGCGUUGAAACUGCAAAAGUUCAAAGCGAGAAAGCUCUCGCUGACGAGGAAGAAGAAAAAGUGGCAGUAAUAGCAGAAGAGGUUUCUAAAAAGCAAAAAGACUGCGAGGAAGAUUUAAUUAAAGCAGAACCCGCCCUCGUUGCUGCUCAAGAGGCUUUGAACACUUUAAAUAAAGCCAAUCUUACCGAGCUUAAGUCAUUCGGAUCACCCCCCGGUGCGGUGACAAAUGUUACCGCCGCUGUUAUGGUAUUACUUGCCCCUGGAGGCAAAAUUCCUAAAGACCGAAGUUGGAAAUCUGCUAAGAUGAUGAUGGCUAAAGUGGAUGUGUUCUUGGAGUCUCUUGUUCAUUAUGAUAAGGAAAAUAUACAUCCAGAUGUAAUUAAGGCAAUCCAGCCUUAUCUGAAGGAUUCUGAGUUUGAACCUGAGUUUGUACGAUCUAAAUCAGCAGCCGCCGCUGGACUAUGUGCUUGGGUUAUUAAUAUCAUUAAGUUUUAUGAGGUAUUCUGCGACGUGGAACCCAAACGUAAAGCUUUAGCAGCGGCUAAUGCGGAGUUGGCAGCUGCCACCGAAAAAUUAAAAUCAAUUAAAUCUAAAGUUGCGCCACCAAUUCCAAUAACAGAAGGCCUUGACCCCCUUACAAUGCUAACGGACGAUACAACAAUAGCAAUGUGGCAGAAUGAAGGUCUGCCAUCAGAUCGUAUGAGCACUGAAAACGCUACGAUACUUUCGAACUCCGAUCGCUGGCCACUUAUGAUUGAUCCUCAGCUACAAGGAGUUAAGUGGAUUAAACAAAAAUACGGUGAUAAGUUGUGUGUCAUACGUCUUGGCCAAAAAGGGUACCUUGAUACAAUAGAGAAAGGAAUCAUUAAAGGCGAGACAGUUCUUUUAGAAAACAUUGGAGAAACGGUGGAUCCAGUUUUAGACCCACUGCUAGGUAGAAACUUAAUCAAAAAAGGAAGAGCCAUAAAAAUUGGAGAUAAAGAGGUUGAAUAUAGUCCUAAUUUUAGAUUGAUUCUUCACACUAAGCUAGCUAAUCCUCAUUAUAAACCAGAAAUGCAAGCUCAAACUACAUUGGUAAACUUUACGGUAACAAGGGAUGGCUUAGAAGAUCAACUAUUAGCGGAAGUGGUCAAAGCUGAAAGACCUGACCUUGAGGAAUUAAAGGCAGAACUAACUAAGCAACAGAACGAGUUUAAAAUUCAAUUAAAAGAGCUUGAAGAUGAUUUACUUUCUAGGUUGUCCUCAGCUGGGGAAAAUAUUUUGGGUGACACGGCUUUAGUUGAAAAUUUGGAAACCACCAAAAAGACGGCGGCUGAUAUAGAAAAGAAAGUCACAGAAGCUAAAGUCACAUCGCAUCAAAUAGACCAAGCUCGUGAAUUUUACCGACCUGCGUCAGCAAGAGCUUCAUUGCUUUAUUUCAUACUUAACGAUUUGAACACUAUAAAUCCCAUUUACCAAUUUUCUCUAAAGGCCUUCAGUGUUGUAUUCCAAAAAGCUAUUUCUCGAGCGGAGCCAGCGGAAGAAGUUAGUCAACGUGUUAAGAAUCUCAUAGAUUGCAUUAGCUAUUCUGUCUUCCAAUAUACUUCCAGAGGUUUAUUUGAAUGCGAUAAGUUAAUAUUUGCAUCACAAAUGACCUUUCAGGUGCUCUUAAUGAGCGAAGAAAUUUCUCCUGCAGAUUUAGACUUUUUCCUGAGAUUUCCAAUUAAGCCCCAUGUAACAAGUCCAGUAGACUUUUUGUCAAAUCAAAGCUGGGGUGGCAUAUGUUCUCUCGCAAGUAAGGAUGAGUUCAGGAAUCUGGAUCGGGAUAUAGAGACAUCGCCUAAACGAUGGAAGAAAAUAGUGGAAAUGGAAUGUCCAGAAAGGGAAAAAUUCCCACAAGAAUGGAAGAAUAAGACCGCUCUGCAACGAUUAUGCAUGCUUAGAGCUUUACGACCUGAUAGAAUGACUUACGCUGUGGCAGCAUAUAUUGAAGAAAGAAUGGGUACAAAAUAUGUCGAAAAUAGAACGGUAGAGUUCAGUAAAUCUUUCGAAGAAACAAGUCCAACGACGCCUAUAUUCUUUAUCCUCUCGCCUGGUGUAAAUCCAUUGAAGGAUGUGGAGGCUCUAGGCAAGGUUAUGGGAUUUUCUGUCGAUCGGAAUAAUUUCCACAACGUAUCACUAGGUCAAGGGCAGGAAGUAGUAGCCGAACAAGCAAUGGAUGAGGCUCUCCAGAAGGGGCAUUGGGUUGUGUUACAGAAUAUCCAUUUGGUCAAGAAAUGGUUGCCAAGUCUUGAGAAGAAAAUGGAGAGUUUUGCCUCGGGUUGCCAUGACGAUUUCCGUUUGUUUAUGUCUGCUGAACCAGCCGCUACGCCUGCCGCUCACAUUAUCCCUCAGGGCAUCCUGGAAUCCAGCAUAAAAAUUACCAAUGAACCCCCUACAGGAAUGCAGGCAAACAUCCAUAAAGCUCUAGACAAUUUUAACCAAGAGACUCUAGAGAUGUGUGGUAAAGAAGCAGAAUUCAAGGCCAUAUUAUUUGCUCUAUGCUACUUCCACGCUGUAGUGGCGGAAAGAAGGAAAUUUGGGCCCCAAGGCUGGAAUAAAAUCUAUCCUUUUAAUGUUGGCGAUCUUACCAUAAGUGUCUUCGUUUUAUAUAACUACUUGGAGGCAAAUUCUAAAGUUCCAUGGGAAGAUUUGAGAUAUUUAUUUGGUGAAAUCAUGUAUGGUGGUCACAUAACUGAUGACUGGGAUAGACGCCUCUGUAACGCUUAUUUAGAGGAACUUAUGCAACCUGACCUUGUCGAUGGUGAGCUACAACUAGCACCAGGAUUUCCAGCUCCGCCUAAUACAGAUUAUUCUGGCUACCACCAAUACAUCGAAGACGCGAUGCCCGCCGAAUCGCCGUAUUUGUACGGCCUCCACCCGAACGCCGAGAUAGGUUUUCUGACGACCACUUCGGAGAAUUUAUUCCGAACUAUAUUCGAAAUGCAACCGAGAGACGCGCAGGCUUCCGGCGCUACCACCGUUACAAGAGAAGAUAAGGUUAAACAAAUGCUAGAUGAAAUAAUGGAGAAGCUGCCAGAGGAGUUUAACAUGGUCGAAAUAAUGGGCAAAGUGGAGGAACGGACGCCUUACGUUAUUGUUGCUUUCCAAGAAUGUGAGCGGAUGAAUAACCUAACAGGCGAAAUGAAAAGAUCGCUUAAGGAAUUAGAUUUAGGGCUAAAGGGAGAACUUACAAUAACUUCUGAUAUGGAAGACUUGGAAAAUGCUCUAUUCCUAGAUCAAGUACCAGCAAUUUGGGCUAAUAAGGCAUAUCCAUCCUUACUUGGUUUGUCAGCAUGGUUUGUUGAUCUACUAUUGCGACUUCGGGAACUGGAAACGUGGGCCACUGACUUUGUUCUCCCAGUAUCUGUUUGGCUGGCUGGCUUCUUCAAUCCGCAGAGUUUGUUAACGGCGAUUAUGCAAAGUACGGCUCGUCGUUACGAAUUGCCUUUGGACAAGAUGUGUCUCCAGUGUGACGUCACCAAGAAAAUGAAAGAAGAGUUCACGAUUGCUGACUCCAGGUCAGCCCCUCGGGACGGUGCCUAUGUUCACGGUUUGCUCAUGGAAGGCGCCCGUUGGGAUGUCCAAGCGGGCAUCAUUAUGGACUCUCGACUCAAAGACUUGUUUCCACCAAUGCCUGUCAUCAAUGUCCGGGCAAUAACGCAGGACAAGCAAGAUCUUCGGAACAUGUACGAGUGUCCCGUAUACAAGACUCGCACCCGCGGCCCUACUUACGUUUGGACUUUCAACUUGAAGACAAAGGAUAAGCCUGCAAAAUGGACCCUAGCCGGAGUGGCAUUGUUGCUCCAAAUU
Iphiclides podalirius (scarce swallowtail) is the source of this 13284-nucleotide messenger RNA. The record is from the annotation of a GenBank genome assembly. Lineage: Eukaryota; Metazoa; Arthropoda; Insecta; Lepidoptera; Papilionidae.